This is a messenger RNA of Myxocyprinus asiaticus (Chinese sucker), 1985 nucleotides long. It is a transcript of the gene lypd6b, whose product is annotated as LY6/PLAUR domain containing 6B. NCBI's taxonomy places the organism in Eukaryota, Metazoa, Chordata, Actinopteri, Cypriniformes, Catostomidae. Gene Ontology annotation, molecular function: acetylcholine receptor regulator activity. The transcript is spliced from 5 exons. The record is from RefSeq and is a predicted model, not a curated record. Bases 78 to 578 code for a protein of 166 amino acids.
GGAAGAGUGUGUGCUGGGCUCUAUCCUUUUGAGGGACUCAACAAAAAAUAUCAGGUGUCACUAUCAGUGUUUUAAACAUGACAACAGAUCUGGCCUUAGUCACUAUUGUUGUUCAGCUUCUUGCUGAUUUGGUGACAAGUGACAACAUCGACUUCUACAAUCUCAUGCCUGCUCUAGAAGCUUCCCCGUACCCCAAAAGUUUCAAGUGCUUCACAUGUGAACAGGCCUCAGACAACUACAGCUGUAAUCGCUGGGCAGAGGAUGUAUGGUGCCCUCAAAAUACACAGUACUGUAUGACAAUACAUCACUUCAACCAUCAUGGAAAGACAAAGUUUGUUACCAAAAGAUGUGCAGUACAUGAAGAAUGUCGAUUAGCAGGCUGUAGACAUCACAAAAAUGGACACCACAUGUGUGUAUCUUGCUGUGAAGGGAUGGUUUGUAACAUAGAGCUGCCAACCAAUCACACUAAUGCAGUGUUUGCCCGGAGCCAAACCCACAGCUCCGUGGCACCCACUUUCAGGACCUGGGAUUCUGUGUUUCUGCUCAUCCCAGUUCUCACUGGACUGUUACCAUUGUGAUACUCAUUCAUACGAACCUGUUCAGUGAUGAACAGUACACAAAAGAAUGAGUCAUUGCCACAGAUGCCAGCAUCCACCCUGGAAUAUUGCCUUCAUCUGUCACGGGCAAAGCCUGCUGUGUGAAAGACUGCAAAUAAAAUGGAAAAACAAGAUUUGGACUCUGAAAAGAGACAGCCAGUCAGCCAAUGGUGGAAGCGCUGUGUAAUGUAAAAUCAGAUUUGAAUCAGGAAUAUCUAUCAAUGGAAUACUAGCAUUGGUUUCUAAGGAAAACAGACAUUUAGCAGCUAAAAGCAGUGGAUGUGUCUUGCGAUGCUUAACUGGAUUUGUAUUGACCAAAUUAAGGCUCAAACUGAGCACUGAAAGCCUCUAUAUGGGUAGGACGGCCUUGCUUGAUGGCUCAGAUCCCAGAUUCUGUCAAACAACCCUAGCACAGCAAUGAGAAGGCAUGGAAUGUAUUGUUCUAUUUUUCUGAACAAUGCAGAAGUCUCUUAAAGAGAUCUUGAUUGCUGCACAAAUAUCUCAAUGCUUUAAGAAAAUGGACCUAGCGCUAAUGAAUGAAAUAAUUAAAUAUACAGUAUAUACUGUACACUCACCCGACGUAGUCUUCUUCUAGUUACCGUAGCCUUUCUGUCAGCUCUAACCAGUCUGGCCAUUCUCCAUUGACCUCUCAUCAACAAGGCGUUUCUGUCCACAGAACUGCCGCUCACUGGAUGUUUUUUGUUUUUGGCACCAUUCUGAGUAAACUCUAGAGACUGUUGUGUAUCAAACCAGCCCGUAUGGCAGCAACAAUCAGGCCACAGUCGAAAUCACUGAGAUCAAAUUUUUUUCCCCAUUCUGAUGAUUGAUGUGAACUGAAGAUCCUGACCCGUAUUUGAAUGAUUUUAUGCAUUGCACUGCUGCCACAUGGCUUAUUUGAUAAUCGCAUGAAUAAGUAGGUGAAUAGAUUUUCCUAAUAAGUGCUUCGUGAGUGUAUAUAUUUUGAGUCAUUCUGAUUUGACUACAGCAGGAAAAUACCUUUUUUUAUUUUUACUUUAAAAAAUUACCUUAUUUAACUCACAAUUUUAACUAUGGCAAUAUGCCAAAUGUUAUGUCCAUUUAUUAAGGUGCAGUCAUGUUUACCUUCACACGGCAAAAACUUCCACGGGUGAAAAACAGUCAUCUCAAUCCGUGCGAUUGUGAAUUAAAAAGAGGCAGUCAUUUUUUUGCUGGUCUCACACGCGCUUAACAUCAGCCCUCAACUUUUUCGUUCACAGAAUUUAGCUGUGCAAAGGUAAAUGUGACCGCGCCUUUACGCUACUGACAUUUUCUUUUAAAAACUGUUUAAACCUUAACAUUAAAGCUGAAUUUGAUUUUAAAAAAUUUUCUUUCAAAGGAAAUUCUAAUUUCUGUAUAAUUAUGCCAAUAGUC